AUGAGCGCGGAUGGUUCCACAGCAUCGGGUGGGGCGGAACACUUCCUUGUCAACACCGCCAAGGCUGGAGGUGGAAUCGCCAGCAACAGCAGUGCCACCUGCAGCUGCAGCCACACCUCCAGCAGCAUCAGAAAUGACAAAGAGCCUCCGUCCCUCUCUGAUUUAUUGUCUCGCAGAGACUUCGCCGCUGCAGCCUCUCUCGUGCAACUUACCAGGUCCAGCAGGACCCCCAAAUCCGCCUUGCCGAAGACCGAUCUGUGGGUGGCUUAUUGCUUCUACCAUUCAAGGGCAUAUGAGCAAGCCUUGCUACUAUACGAGACACUCUCAAAGAUAUCAGUUCGAGAUAUCCAAUAUAGUGACAGGAUCUCAUGGGAGUCUAUCAAAGCGGGGAGAGAACCCCGAGCUGAGGCGAAACCAGAAACACACAGCGCCCUCAAUGAAACUACUUCAAUAGGACAUAAUAGUCCCGAUGAUAUUGCUGCAGCUGAGGCAACUCUGAGCGAAAUGACAGAGGAGGAGAUAGAGGGGCUGCCGCUACUGAUAGCAGCGUGUCACUUCCGGUUAAGGCAACCAGAAAAGGGACUCGUUGAAAUUAAACGAGCCCCGCCAUCACCAAAGCAGCGCCGGUUGCUCCUUCUUUUACGUAUGCAACAGCAGCAGCAUCAACAGCAGAAAACCCAGCAACGGCAUGGGGGGGAAGCGUGGUUUGCCAUUGACAAAGAGAUUGAAGCUCUAGAGGGUGGUAGCACCGAAGAUAUACUGUGUGCUGCCGCUGCACAUUUCUUUCGUUGCCGAUUUGAAAAGGCAGUAAAACUAUAUGAGGAUUUGUUAUCUGUACACCCCGAGGCCUUCGCAUUCAAGGUAUACGAGGCAAUUUGCUGCUACAAGAUGGGUGAAAUAGACAAGGCCCAAUCCCUGGCCGAGGAUUACUUGUCUGUACACCCGCUUUCCCUUGUAGCCUCAAAUGUGCUUUUCUGUUGUCUCAUGGAAAGGGGAGACAAACAAGCAGCUCACGCGCUGCUGCAGGAACUUGGCAAGCAGACAGGGACACCUAUCGAAGACCUGCAGACUGCCUAUGACCCUCUGAGGCUCAACGUGUGUCUCUUUACACAAGAAGAAGCUAACUCUAUCCCAAUGGAACUCCUUUCGCUUGUGGAUAGUAUCCCAGAGGCUCGUUAUAACCUUGCCGUUAACUAUCUCAGGCAAAACAGACCCGAGCGAGCUCUGGCACUGUUGCAGGAAGUCUCUCUAAAUAUCAGCGCGUCAUGCAGAGCCAAAGCGGUGAAGGCAGCUGCAUUGCUCCAACUAGGGCAGCAGCAAAUGAAGAGAUGUCUCUUGGAGGAGGCUGAGAGUCUCUUUUUAGAAGUUGCAGAGGAAGCUCCACAGACGCGCCAAGGCUCUGCUUCAAGAUUGGAGAGCCUAAUGCUUGCGCACUACCUAAAGAACGACCUUGAGAAGGCGUGGGGAUACGGCGAACAGCUCAAGAGCAUUGACAACCAUCAGCCUGCUGUCUGGUGGUCCCUUAUGAGCAUUGCGGUGUCGCUGGGUCGCGAAGAAGAGGCCCUCGACUGCCUGCUGCACAUCGAAGAUGAAAGCUACUGGCAAGAUGAGCUUUACCAGCAGUGGUUUGUGCGCCUCCACAUUAAGGCGGGACUACACAGAGAAGCCUUCCGUCUCUGCCUCCAGCAGCAAGGCAACCCUGGCUUCCCUAAGCUGAUGCUUCAGUGCGCUGUAGACUGCCAUGUCAUGCAACACUACCGUAGCGCACUUGAGGCGUUCUCCAUCGUUUUGCAGUUGGAACCGACAGAGAACAGCGAAAAGGGUUUUCGUGCUGCUGCUUCUGGGCUUGUGCUUCAUAUUGCAUGCGGCAAGGAAAACGGGGAUACACUGCCUUGGCUGUUACAGCUACUGAGGAGCGUAGGUGAUCCCCAACUGGAUGAGGUCCGAGCCGCAGCAGAGCACCUCAUGUUGCACUUUGCAGAACAGAAGCAGCAGAAAAUACAUGCAGAAACGGAGGGGGAUUGA
Molecule: messenger RNA, 2025 nt
Organism: Eimeria maxima
Lineage: Eukaryota; Apicomplexa; Conoidasida; Eucoccidiorida; Eimeriidae
Exons: 7
Coding region: 1-2025 (674 amino acids)
Biological process (GO): intraciliary transport involved in cilium assembly; intraciliary anterograde transport
Cellular component (GO): ciliary basal body; ciliary base; intraciliary transport particle B
Molecular function (GO): protein binding; intraciliary transport particle B binding
Source: RefSeq, a predicted model, not a curated record